Messenger RNA from Vairimorpha ceranae, 840 nucleotides. Its product is annotated as spindle pole body associated protein. The coding region runs from base 1 to 840 and encodes 279 amino acids. The record is from RefSeq and is a predicted model, not a curated record. Lineage: Eukaryota; Fungi; Microsporidia; Nosematidae. The transcript has a single exon.
AUGAAUCGAAAAGAAAGAUUGAAAAUAUUUAAUUCUCCAGAAAGAAAUAGAAAUUCUAAAAAUAUUUAUCAGAAAUUUCCAGAUGUCUCUGAAAAUUCUACUAUAAAUAACGAUAUUGGUGAUGAUUAUAAUGCCGAGUGUGUUGAUGAUUCACUCUUUACACCUCCUGAUAAUUUAUUGAGAAAAAUUUUUGACAACACAAAACGUAUUUUCUCUUACUUGAAAUAUGUAAUACCUUAUGGUAUAGUUUUUUAUUUUACUCUGUAUUAUUUUAUUUUUGAUAAACGUUCAACUAAUUUAGAUACAGAGUUAUCAGAUCUGGCCAAGGAGGUAGAUUCUUUAAAAAAGAAAAAUUCAGAGAUGACAAUAUCAGCAGUAGAAACACCAUUUAAUCUUUGUAGAAUUGAACACUGUACCACUUUACAAGUAAACAAAGAUGAUUUAUAUAAAUAUGGAUUUAUAGGAUUUAGAAAAUCUAUCGAUCCCUACAUAAUAUUUGGUGAAAAUGCUGCACCCGGCGACUGUACUGCCUUCCUUCCAAAGAAAAUAACAUUUACUGUAAAAUUUUCUAAGAAUGUUAAGCUAAAUAACUUUCAUAUUUUUCAUCCAGAGACCGAAAACAAACAAAGUGCUAUCAAAGAUUUUUUAUUAAGUGGAUUUUACAAUGAAGAAGAAUUUGAAAUUGGAGGAUUCACUUACGACAUCAACAAAAACAAUUAUCAAUCUUUUUUGUUUCCAGAGAUUAUCACUGACAGAUUGAAAAUAACAAUUUUAAAUAAUAAUGGAUGCAAAAAGUACACAACUGUGUAUAAAAUUUAUGCAUUUGGUGUUUUUAAUUAA